Molecule: messenger RNA, 1394 nt
Organism: Amphimedon queenslandica
Lineage: Eukaryota; Metazoa; Porifera; Demospongiae; Haplosclerida; Niphatidae
Product: sushi, von Willebrand factor type A, EGF and pentraxin domain-containing protein 1-like
Exons: 8
Coding region: 54-1394 (446 amino acids)
Source: RefSeq, a predicted model, not a curated record
CAAGGAAGGUGAACAAAGAGUCACCUACAGAAAGGAACAGAAUCUCUUUCAUAAUGAAGGUAUUAUUUGCAAGUCUUGUGCUCAUUGCAAUUCUUGGAGCAACAAUUGCUCAAGACUCUUAUGGUGGUGGAUAUGGUAGAGGAAGAUCAUAUGGACGACGACCAUAUGGAAGACCUCCAUAUGGAGGAUCUCAUCGACCAGGUAGUGGCUAUCAUUCUGGAUACAGAUAUCCACCAUACAAGAGGGUUUGCCCUAAGCUUCCUGACCCUAAGGAUGGUAGUGUGAAUGUCACUGGUCGUUAUCCUGGACAGAAAGCUAUCUAUUCCUGUAAUGAAGGAUUCCAAUUGGUUGGAUUUGCUAGAAGGUCAUGCUCACGUAGUGGUAAAUGGUCAGGAGAAGCACCAAUCUGCAAACGUGUCAAUUGUGGUCCAUUGCCUCACAUUGCUAAUGGAGCUGUAUCUAUACAUCCUGAUACUAGAUUGGGUAGUACUGCUACAUACACUUGCAACAGUGGAUACAAACUAGUUGGUCAUGACACAAGGACUUGUCUAGCUAAUGGAGAAUGGUCUGGACAAGAACCAAGUUGCAUGCCCGUUGACUGUGGAGACUUGGAUGACCCUGAAAAUGGAUGGGUUCAUAUUUCACCUAAUACACUGUUUGGAGGUCAAGCAUUGUACAGGUGUAAACUAGGAUAUGAACUUAGCUCUGAUGAUGUAAGGACUUGCCAAGCUAAUGGUCACUGGAGUGGCUCUGCCCCUACUUGCAAUCCAAUUGACUGUGGUAAACAACCAGAUCCUGCUGUUGAUUGUGGUGCCCCUGAUCCAGCAGAUCCUAAUGGUUCAAUACAUUUCACUACUACCACUCUUGGGAGCAGAAUUGUUUACAGAUGUAACAGGGGUUUUAAUACUGUUGGUAAAUCUGUGUCCAUUUGUCAAGCAAAUGGCCUAUAUUCCAACCCAGCUCCUGUCUGCGAACCUGUUGACUGUGGUGAACUUGAAAAGCCUAAAAAUGGUGAUGUAACUUACUAUCCAGGAACUUAUUUCACUUCAACUGCUACUUUCAGAUGUAAGAAAGGAUUCAGACUUACUGGUAGUGAAGUACGUACUUGCCAAGCCGAUGGAACAUGGUCAGGAGAAAAGACAGGCUGUCAAAAAAUCCAGUGUCCUAAACUUAAACCUCCACAGUAUGGCAAAGUUUACACCUCUGGUCAAUAUCCUGGUGAUUAUGCUGUCUACAGCUGUCGUUAUGGAUACAGUUUGAGUGGCAAGAACCGCAGAGUAUGUCUUCACAAUGGUCAAUGGAGCGGAUCUGCUGCUCAGUGCAAGAAAGAUGAUCAUUAUGGAGGAUCCUAUGGAGGAGGAUAUGGUGGCUCAUACAAGGAACAUGAAUAUUAA